Molecule: messenger RNA, 690 nt
Organism: Scutellospora calospora
Lineage: Eukaryota; Fungi; Glomeromycota; Glomeromycetes; Diversisporales; Gigasporaceae
Source: the annotation of a GenBank genome assembly
AUGUUUUCAUUGUUACAGAUGUCCUUGCCCAAGUUAAGAAUUGUAAUACUGCAAAUAAUUAUUGUUUAACUAUUACGAUCCCAAGUACCAUGAGAGCUGAUGAUGUCGCUACAUUUGAGAUGACGGCUCCUUCAACAAUUGGGUGGAUCGCUAUGGGAAUCGGUAAUUCUAUGAUUGGAAGUUAUAUGGUGAUGGCAUGGCCUACCUCGACAAAUUCCGUAGCUAUUUCUCAGCGCGUUGCCUAUUCCUAUUCUGUCCCAACAGUAACAGAACAUCAAAGUGAUAUAACGUUGCUAUCUUCUAGUGGUGUUAAAGAUAAUGUAUUUACCGUGGUCUUCACACGUCCACUUGUUGUUACCAAUUCAACUAUUACUACGGCUUCUUUGGACUAUAUCUGGGCUCUUCACACUACAUCACGUCCUUCUGAUGAUCCCUAUACGAUGACCAUUACUCGACACAAUGACUUAGGUCAUAUUACAUUAACUGGUGGUUUAUCAAAUUAUGAUAAAUACAUUAUCGCUCAUGGUCUUGUAAUGUUUUUCACUUGGGGUGUUGUUAUACCUGGUGCAGUAUUUAUUAUUCGUUUUACAAGAAAUAUUACAAAUCAUUUCGUCCCGUUACAUUGGGGUGUCUUGGUUUUCUUGGCAGUACCAUUAAUGAUUAUUGGUUUAUUAUUGGCCGUCGCUGCGG